CACACACACACUCGACACACACACACACACACACACACACGCACACACACGAUUUCUUUUCAAGGUUAUAAUUGGACAACUCCCCCAUCUGUCCGACUGCUAUCACAAUCGUCAGUGUCUCCUCCUCCCAGCAGCAACAGAAGCAGCGGCUCUCUAUUUCAGUGGAGAACAACAACGAUUUGGAACAUACAGCCGGUUCCGUAUGGAAAGCACCGUCGCAAGCGGCGGUCCAGCGAGUUACUGGCGGCUUUAGAUUGAUAGCCCAGGCUGCAGGAUGGUCUCCGUGUACACCUCCUGGCCGUGGAUUACAUUGUACCUUCAUUUAUGUUCCGUAUUAAACCCAGGGGAAGCGCAAACUGCAAAAGAAGUGGUUCUGUUGGACUCCAAGGCACAGCAGACAGAACUAGAGUGGAUCUCCUAUCCUCCCAAUGGGUGGGAAGAGAUCAGCGGCUUGGACGAGAGCUACACACCCAUUCGCACCUACCAGGUUUGCAGAGUCAUGGAGCCCAAUCAGAAUAACUGGCUUCGGACUAACUGGAUCGAAAAGCGCAAUGCCCAGAGAAUUUUUGUGGAGCUGAAGUUUACCUUAAGGGAUUGUAACAGUUUACCUGGUAUGGUGGGAACCUGCAAGGAGACUUUCAACUUGUAUUACCAGGAAACCGAUUCAGAGGUGGGUAGGAGUAUGCAAGAGACCCAGUAUGUUAAAAUUGACACCAUUGCAGCAGAUGAAAGCUUCACUCAGGGCGACCUCGGUGAGAGGAAGAUGAAGCUCAACACUGAAGUGCGCAUAAUUGGCCCCCUGUCCAGGCAGGGCUUUUACCUGGCCUUUCAAGACGUCGGGGCAUGUAUCGCCCUGGUCUCUGUCAAAGUUUAUUAUAAGAAGUGCUGGUCCAUCAUCGAGAACUUGACCAUAUUCCCCGACACCGUGACGGGAUCAGAGUUCUCCUCCCUGGUGGAGGUUGAGGGAAUAUGCGUAAACAAUGCGGAGGAGGAGGCUGACAACUCUCCGAAGAUGCACUGCAGCGCUGAAGGGGAAUGGCUGGUGCCCAUUGGGAAAUGCAUAUGUAAAGCAGGAUUUCAUCAGAAAGGAGACGCAUGCGAACCGUGCGGUCGCGGUUACUACAAAACCUCUUCCCAGGAUCUCCAGUGCUCUCGCUGCCCAAUGCACAGCUUUGUUGACCGUGAGGGCUCCCGGCGCUGUGACUGUGAUGACGGCUACUACCGAGCUUUCUCUGACCCUCCUUCUGCAGCCUGUACAAGACCUCCUUCGGCCCCACAGAAUCUAGUCUACAACAUCAACCAGACAACGCUUAGUCUGGAGUGGAACCCACCGGCCGACACCGGUGGCCGCAAUGAUGUCACCUACCGGGUUCGCUGCCAACAUUGCAGCUGGGAACCUGAAGAAUGUAAACCAUGUGGACCUCAUGUGGGAUACUUCCCCGCACAGUCACAAUUAGUGGACACAUACGUGAACGUCGUUGACCUCUUGGCCCAUGCGAACUACACUUUUGAGGUGGAGGCUGUCAAUGGGGUGUCUGAUCUAAGCCGCACGCAGAGGCUGUUUGCUACAGUUAGCAUCGCUACUGGACAAGCAGCAGCACCAUCAAUCGUCGGUGAGGUCAUCAAAGAAAAAGUGCAGCAGCGCAGCAUCCAGCUUUCAUGGCAGGAGCCCCGACAACUCAAUGGGGCCAUCACAGAAUAUGAAAUUAAAUAUUAUAAAAAAGAUCAGAAGGACCGAACCUAUUCCACAGUCAGGGCCAAAUCCACAUCGGCAACCGUGAACAAUCUGAAGCCCAGUACAGCCUAUGUUUUCCAGAUAAGAGCCUUCACACAGGCAGGAUAUGGAACUUUUGGACCAAGAAUGGAGAUAACGACAAAGGAAGAGGAAACCGCUGCAAUUGUCUCCAGCGAGCAGAACCCUGUAAUCAUAAUAGCGGUGGUCGCAGUGGCAGGAACCAUAAUCCUGGUGUUCAUGGUCUUUGGCUUUAUCAUCGGGAGAAGGUACGCUCUCUCAGGCCCCGUUGACUCCCCACUUUUGCACUGCGGGUACAGUAAAGCGGAUCAAGAGGGAGAUGAGGAGCUUUACUUUCAGUUUAAAUUUCCAGGCUCCAAAACUUAUAUUGACCCCGAAACCAACGAGGACCCAAAUAGGUCUGUUCAUCAAUUUGCCAAGGAGCUGGAUGCGUCCUACGUUCAAAUUGAAAGGGUUCUUGGAGCAGGACAGUUUGGAGAGGUGUGCAGCGGCCGGCUCAAAGUACCUGGAAAGCGGGAUGCUGCAGUGGCCAUCAAAACAUUAAAAGUGGGUCACACAGAGAAGCAGAAAAAGGACUUCCUGUGUGAGGCCAGCAUUAUGGGACAGUUUGACCAUCCCAAUGUUGUGCAUCUUGAGGGAGUAGUGACAAGAGGAAAACCUGUGAUGAUAGUGACAGAGUUCAUGGAGAAUGGCUCAUUAGAUGCCUUCCUUCGAAUACAUGAUGGUCAGUUCACAAUCAUUCAGUUGGUUGGGAUGCUGCGGGGCAUAGCAUCGGGGAUGAGAUAUCUCGCCGAUAUGGGAUACGUCCAUCGAAAUCUGGCUGCUCGUAACGUCCUUGUCAACAGCAAUCUUGUAUGCAAAGUGUCUGACUUUGGUCUUUCCAGGACGAUAAAUGACGACCCUGAGGCUGUCUACUCAACUACGGGCGGAAAAAUAUCAGUCCGAUGGACUGCUCCAGAAGCCAUCCAGUUCCGUAAAUUCACCUCUGCGAGUGACGUGUGGAGUUAUGGCGUUGUCAUGUGGGAGGUGAUGUCUUUUGGAGAAAGGCCAUACUGGGACAUGUCUAAUCAAGAUGUCAUGAAAGCUUUAGAGGAGAGCUACCGUCUUCCAGCCCCGAUGGACUGCGCCCCAGGCCUCCAUCAGCUGAUGCUGGAUUGUUGGAAGAAAGACAGAGGAGAACGCCCCAAGUUUGAUCAGAUAAUCAGCAUUCUUGACAAGAUGAUUCGGAACCCCAACACACUAAAAACACCGGUCGGAACGUGUACAAGUCCACUGUUAGGUCAGAGCGUAUCCAACGUCAGCGCCUUCCACUCAGUGGAAGAGUGGCUGGUCGCCAUCAAGAUGGAGCGAUACAGAGACAACCUCACCGCAGCUGGCUACAUUUCCCUGGAAUCUGUGGCCAGGAUGUCAACUGAGGAUGUCGUGCGGUUGGGUAUUACACAAGUGGAACAUCAGAAAAAGUUGAUGAGCAGCAUUCAGACAAUGAGAGCUCAGAUGUUCCACCUUCACCAUACAGGUGUUCAGGUCUGAUGACAGCAAACACAGAUGAAAUGUCUGAAAUGGAACCUCGUUUGACUCAGAAUACAGGACAUCUGAUAUCAUACUCCUGGAGCUGCACCCAGAGUGGAAAAAAAAAUGGACAGCAAGUAGAGGAAGAAAUGCAAAAACCACCAAAAGCAAUCUCUCUUAUUUUCUUUUUUUUUUUUCUUUUCAAAUGAACACAUAUCAAUUGCAUUGAAAACAAUGGUUUUAACUU
Hippocampus comes (tiger tail seahorse) is the source of this 3509-nucleotide messenger RNA. RefSeq names its product eph receptor A7 (gene epha7). Gene Ontology annotation, molecular function: transmembrane-ephrin receptor activity; protein binding; ATP binding. Bases 275 to 3283 code for a protein of 1002 amino acids. Gene Ontology annotation, cellular component: dendrite; plasma membrane. The transcript is spliced from 17 exons. Gene Ontology annotation, biological process: protein phosphorylation; axon guidance; ephrin receptor signaling pathway. The record is from RefSeq and is a predicted model, not a curated record. NCBI's taxonomy places the organism in Eukaryota, Metazoa, Chordata, Actinopteri, Syngnathiformes, Syngnathidae.